CCGGGUCGACAACAAUGUACAAAAUCUUUGCUUCAUGUACUAUUAAUUUUCUGUUCUGAUGUAAUUCACGGUUCAUGGCGCGGGUGCUGAAGCAUGUCACGGAUUUUACUCGCGCACGGCACAGGUGCUUUCCCAUUUCCGUCAGCUCAUGAUGGCAUUGGCUACAUUCGUUCUACCAUCGAAAGGAUCUUCCGGCUAGACUUUAAUCAACUUGGGUCACUCGUUGCAAUUGCUGGGAUAAUACCGGCCGCCACCCGAUACGCCCACCUGGCAUGGCGAGAAGCUUCUACGUGGAUUAAGCACUUCUUCAUUGCCAGCGUCUCUAUUCCGGCACACGACCCGGUGAACAGGAGUGUGAGCACAUGGCUUCAUGAGAACAUCAUUGAGCCACGUCGAUUGAGAUUCCACACUGCACGCACACAACUUGGACGGAGUGCGGACCCCGGUGCCGCUUUGAAGAAAUCGCAACCAGUUCAGUACCUGCCUCAGUGGCAACAUAUCUGGUUCAGACAUGGUGGCCGGCUCUUUUCAGUCACGCGAGCGCUCGAUAACUUCUCGUCCUCAGCACGAGAUUCUACCUACGAUGGCUUUGGUGGCGAGGAACUUGUAAUCAGCUGCUUGGGCCUCUCUUCAGAUCCGGUCAAGCACUUUAUCGAAGCGUGUCGGCAGGCAGCAGACCAGAAUGCUCAACUAUAUGUCAUCAUAUACAGCCGAGAUCGCUACUGUAUAUCGUGGAAGCCUAGGUUACGGCGCCCCUUACGACGGCUGGAUACUGUUCAUUUUGAUGAUUUGUUGAAGUCGGCUCUGAUCACGGACAUUCGAACGUACCUGGACCCUCGAACGCAAAAGCUGUACCAGAGCCGAAGCAUGCCAUACCGGCGGGGCUAUCUAUUCCAUGGACCACCUGGAUCAGGCAAAUCGUCUUUGUCUACAGCCAUAGCUGGCGAAUUCGGGCUGGAUCUGUACGAGGUCAAGAUCCCGAGCACACCGAGUGACGGGGACUUGGAGCAGAUGUUUUCGGAAGUGCCGCCAAGGUGCAUUGUACUUCUGGAGGAUAUCGAUGCUGUCUGGACAGGACGUGAUCGGCAGCUAUCUGACAGUGACGACGACUGCAGCACCGCAUCCAACGUUACACUGUCUGGAUUGCUCAAUGUCCUCGAUGGCGUUGGAUCUCAGGAAGGCCGAAUCGUAAUUAUGACAACCAACAGAAUCGAUGAACUGGAUCCUGCCUUGACCAGGCCUGGUCGCGUGGACUUCAAGGUAUAUCUGGGGCAUAUCUCGCAAUCAUCGGCAGAGGCCAUGUUCAUACGGAUGUUUGCGCCAGAGUUACUUCAGUGGGCGCGCAAGUCAUCCGAGAGCCCGGAAACAUUGGACGAGCACAUAUCGCUGGAGCAGAUAAAAAUGCUCGCAGCAAAUUUCGCGAGACACAUUCCCGAGAACACUUUCACCCCAUCGCAGUUGCAGGGUUUCUUCCAACUGCAUCUGAAUAGCGCAGUGCGGGCAGCUGCGAGUAUUGCGGACUGGGUGAAGCAGCAUCAGAAGCAUGAGAAGGAUGGAAUGCGAACUUUUUGACAAUAUGGAUUUGUCGUUUGAACGAAUCUGGUGUAAAAUUAGACAUGAAUUGUAUAUCACGCAGCAUUGUAGGGGCAAGAGCCUGGCCAUAACGGGGAAGUCGCAAUGCAGCGUCUCCCAAGUAACACCAUAGCACCAGCUCUUAAUGUCGUCGCUGGGACUAUGUUUCAGCUUUCCAGAAUCUGGCAAUUGCGGCGGCGCACUGCUCUCAGCACGGCAGCGCCUUCCUCGCACAUCUACGAGAACAACAUCGAUUCCUCGAUUUCGUGUCCUCCUCGUGCUCAGAG
Cercospora beticola is the source of this 1859-nucleotide messenger RNA. Its product is annotated as BCS1 and AAA domain-containing protein. The record is from RefSeq and is a predicted model, not a curated record. NCBI's taxonomy places the organism in Eukaryota, Fungi, Ascomycota, Dothideomycetes, Mycosphaerellales, Mycosphaerellaceae. Gene Ontology annotation, cellular component: mitochondrial inner membrane. Gene Ontology annotation, biological process: mitochondrial respiratory chain complex III assembly; protein insertion into mitochondrial inner membrane from matrix. Gene Ontology annotation, molecular function: ATP binding; ATP hydrolysis activity.